Messenger RNA from Trichoderma harzianum CBS 226.95, 873 nucleotides. RefSeq lists its product as hypothetical. NCBI's taxonomy places the organism in Eukaryota, Fungi, Ascomycota, Sordariomycetes, Hypocreales, Hypocreaceae. The coding region runs from base 1 to 873 and encodes 290 amino acids. The record is from RefSeq and is a predicted model, not a curated record. The transcript has 2 exons.
AUGAGCGGCUUUGGUGAUGACGAGAAGCUAAGGGCAGCAAGAGAGCUUGCCCAAAGCUUCUCUAAAUCCAAACCCGCAAAGAAAAAGAACGUGGGUGGUGGUAGCUAUGGCCCUCGUCCAGUCAUCUACGUGCCCCAGCAUCACCAACCGACACCAUUGAUUCGACAUCAUCCAGUUACCAGACCAGCUAUCCAGAAUUUUCCCCCUUCCAACAGCUCAAUCCCACCUCCCAGCAAGAGAAACUACUCUGCUACCACCUCUUUCUCCACUGGAAGAGCAGGAAAAUCUGUCAUUGGGACUUCAGGCCUGGAAUUUCUCAAGGCGUCGGGUGCCAAGGCGCGAGGUAAGCAAAUACAAUCCCAUCAGCUUAAUAACAGCACUAUUAAGCAGACCGAGAAGCUCAACACUAUCCAGCAAAAUGAGAAGAUUAGCAAUGGUACUUCGACAAAUGCUCAUCUUCCCACUAUGCCUCCUCAAGCAUCAGAAAAUGCUCCUUUUGGAAACAUCCUUGAUGCCUUUUUAUCCAUUGUAGCCAAAAAGCCAAGUCUGGGCCAGGAAAUUGACACGUUGACCAAAAUCUUGCCCAAGGCGUUGGAUCUCAAUGCUACUGAAUCAACGCCUUCAGUUGCUCCGCCAAGCAAAGGUCAUUCCGUCGGCGAUACUCCAGUCAAUGAUAACAAUGUGCCUCAGGGAUCUGUUGGAGCCAAUCAAGAUCGAGCCUCAGCUCAUUCGCCCUCAAACAAGGUCUCUUCCGCCGCCACAGCCGUCGUCUCGAAUACUGGUAAGGCCCAGGGACAGACUGUCAGCACAAAUGGAGUGUCGAAAGUCUCUGUUACAGUGACAAAGGGAUUAGCAGCCUCGUCGUGGGCAUGA